Molecule: messenger RNA, 1512 nt
Organism: Linnemannia hyalina
Lineage: Eukaryota; Fungi; Mortierellomycota; Mortierellomycetes; Mortierellales; Mortierellaceae
Source: the annotation of a GenBank genome assembly
AUGAAGUACGUUCAGCUUACAAUCGAGCUCAUCACCAAGGCCUUUGAGACAUUCUCCUCUAAGAAGGGAGUGGAGUUUAACAAGAAAGAUGCAAAUAAGAUCUUUAAGGCGCUUGAUGAGGAUGAGGAAGUAGAGAGAUACUACUUUUGUGGAGAAAAGUGCACCAAGUCCAAGCGCAAAUGCAUGAAGGAAGUUGAUGAUGAAGGCAUGCAUUGUUAUGUCCACGAUCCUGCGCGCAAUAACAACAACGCACCUGUCGACAAGCGUACUAAGUCUUCCAAGGCUUUAAAGAAGACACAUACUUCUAAGUUUGUGUCUUCCGAUGACGAUAUGACUUCCGAGGAUGAAGAACCAAAGAAGCGAAAGAGAAACAAGCAGGAGUCAUCGGAUGAAGAGCCGUCCGAUGAUGAUGAUGAAGAAGAUAUAAUUGCCGAAAAGAAUCUCUACAUUGCAUUGUGUCCACCUAAGCUCAUGGGCAAGAAUCUCCCUGCGCCAGAAAUAUCUGAGAAAGAGGCACGCAUAUUGGCCAAGAUGGGUCUUCAAGAGGCAACUUCAGCAGAUGUAGAAAAAAUAGAAGAGUCUUCUGCUGAUGAGAAUUCUGACGAUGAUACAGAUGAUGGUGAUACGUCUGAUAAUGCUGACUCUGAGGAUGAUUCCUCUAAAGAUAAAGACUCUGAUGAUGGCAAGUCCAAUAACAGACCUGAUGUAGAAUCUGGAGAUGAUACCUCUAAGGAUAACCCUGAUGAAAAACUAUCUCAUAAAAAGCCAUCUAAGGAUGAUGAGAAGAAGACUUCUCGAAAGAAAAGGCAUUCAGAGAUGCCCAAAAAUGCAGAGCCAUCUUCUAAUGCUAAGUACAUUGUCAAGCUAUGUGGAAAGAAUACAUACGUUGGCCUGUUUACGCUUGAUCAUCUGCGUGGCGGUGGUGAUGUUCCAGAGAUGGAUAUCUUGGAACGCUCCAUGCUUAGCAAGAUGAAACUUCAAGAAAUGUCUGAUGAAGAGAGAAAGAUGCUUUUCAACGAGGAGGUCGAAGUAGAAGAGGAACUACCAGUGGAAGGACCGACAGAUAUAUCCAAGAUGAAAUGGAAAAGGUUUCACAAGCAGCAAUUGGAGUAUUCCAAGAAUGUACUUGUAAAUGGAAAGCACAUUCUCAAGAUCCGCAAGCAAAACAUUGUAGUUGGCUUGGUGACUGAUGACCACAUUGGUGCAGAGAAUGUCGACUAUGAUAAUCUUAACCAAAAGGAAAAAGAAAAGAUCUUUGCUAUGGGCUUUAAGCCACAAUGGUCUAAGGAUAGGUCGACAGAGAAAGAUGAUGAGGUGCAAGAGUCGGAUGUUAAGAAAACUCUAGAAGAUGGUGGACCUAUGGAAAGCGAAAAUGUGAAUGCCUCAAGUGUUUACACUACAAAAGACCAUCAUGAUUUUCUGAAGGCAAUGGGAGAAGUAUAUAGCAAAAUAACAGCUAUCGAAGAAGAACUCCGCGAGGAAUACGUUUCGGCAGAUGAUUCGCCAGAGUAG